UUUUGUAGUCGAAAAUUUAGUCCACUUUAUUGGUAUCUGAGUACCAAAAAAUGCGCCAAAUUUGUCAAAUUAUUGGAAGCUUGUUCUGAGCGGCAACCAAAUACGAAAGAGAGUUGCGAAGAGGAACUAAUCGACCUGGUUCAAUGUGUGGACAAGUGUGUUGGUCCUAAACUCUUCGCUGUGCUAAAAUGA
Molecule: messenger RNA, 192 nt
Organism: Hydatigera taeniaeformis
Lineage: Eukaryota; Metazoa; Platyhelminthes; Cestoda; Cyclophyllidea; Taeniidae
Source: the annotation of a GenBank genome assembly